AACACUGGGGAGAGAGGCAGACCCAGGUAGCAAACUUCGGUGCAAGCUGUGGUUUAUUAUUAACAGUGUCGUGUUCAGACAAAAUAAGUACGUGGAUAAUGAAUGACAGGAGUGACCGGGUGUCGACCAGCAGCAGGAGGUGAACAUAGGUGAGGUGGGCCGAGCUGCGUCGCGGGGUCACUCCUGGGCUGGUCGGUGGGUGAUGGUGGCUGCAGGAAAAAACACAGAGAGGCGUUGGAACUGGCAAACGAACUGGUGACUGUGCAUCGACCUGUCUGGGAGGGUAGAGUGGAGCCAAAGUCCAGAGGAAACAGUCAGUGUAGAGAAUAGGAGCUGGCUAGAAGAGGAAAACGAAUGGAAGUCCGCGGGAUUAAACAGUGGUAAGGUUGGCAAGGAUGUCCAAAAGGAAAAGCAGCGCUAUCAAUGGCAACCCCCCAAAACGGAUCAAACCCGUAGCAGAGGAUAGCAGUGUUGACAGUGAUCAGGAUGAUCCUUUACCCGGUAACCAGGUGCAGUGUUCUGGUGAGGGAGUGGGUGAUGCAGGGAUUGUUGAAAGCAUCACAUUGAAGAACUUUAUGUGCCACUCUCUCCUCGGCCCGUUUGCUUUUGGUCCCAAUGUCAACUUUGUCGUUGGCAACAACGGAAGUGGAAAGAGCGCUGUCCUGACUGCCCUCAUAGUUGCCUUAGGCGGGAAAGCACAGGCCACAAACAGAGGAUCAUCCCUCAAGGGUUUUGUGAAAGAAGGAGAAAGCUCAGCUGAUGUAUCGGUCACCCUGCGGAACAAAGGACGGGAUGCCUAUAAACCUGAGGUGUAUGGUACAGCCAUCACUAUAGACCUGAGAAUAACACGUGAGGGGAUGAGAACCUAUAAACUGAAAAGCAGAUCAGGUCAGAUUGUCUCAACCAAAAAGGAAGAGCUCAUUGCUAUCCUGGACAAUUUUAAUAUUCAGGUCAACAAUCCUGUGUCAGUUCUCACUCAAGAAAUGAGCAAAUACUUCUUACAUUCCAAAGGAGAGGGGGACAAGUAUAAGUUUUUUAUGAAAGCCACACAACUGGAACAGAUGAGAGAGGACUUUGUCUACAUCAAAACCACAAAGCAUGUCACAGAGGAUAAAGUUGGCCAGCACAGUGAAUGCUUAAAAGACUUGAAGCGAAAGUACCAUGAGAAAGAGGACCGUUACAAGAGCCUGGCAUCACUUGAUGAAAUGCAUACCAAACUGGAGGAGUUACGGAAGCAAAUGGCUUGGGCUUUGGUGAUGGAGCUGGAGAAGGAGUUAGAGCCAAUGAAGCAGAAGCUGCAGAUAGACAGAAAGUCUACAGAGAAAUAUGAUGAGAAGGUGGAGGAAUGGAAGAACAAAGUCGAGCAGGCUGAGAUGAAGUACAGGCAGAUCCAGGAACAGUUGGAAGGGAUCACGCAGCAAGUCCAUGAGCUCCAACCGAAAUGUGCUGAGCUCAAGGCAGAGGCCCAGAGAUGUAAUACUAAUCUCAAGUCCAGUGAGGUCACUGUCCACAGAUGCAACGCUAACCUCAAAGACUUGCAAAGAGACAAAGCUCAGCUGUCCUUAAGAAUAAAUGAUCUUAAGCUGAGCAUCAGUCAGACAACAGGAGUAGAGAGUCAAGCCAGGGCAGAGCGUAUGGAGCAGAUAAAGGCUGAGCUGGAGAGCCUGAGUCACCAGACUUCUACUCUGUGCCAGCAGAUUGACCAGUAUCAGAACGCCUCCAGUCGUGUUAAGGAAGAGCAAGAAAAGAUGAGGAGAGAGCAUAUCACACUCCAGAAUACUCUUGCUGCCAGCAAAAGGGACCUGCGGAAUAUGGAGAGCAGUCGCACCAAUCGACUGCGGCGUUUUGGAGAGCACAUGCCCGCACUCCUCAACGCCAUCGAGGAAGCUCACAGAAGGGGUGAAUUCAAGCACAAACCCAGAGGACCUCUAGGUCACCUUAUUAACCUGAGGGACCCAGAGAUGGCUCUUGCUGUAGAGGUAUGUCUUAAAGGCCAGCUGCAGGCCUUCAUCUGUGACAAUCAUGAUGAUGAGAGGGUGCUGCAGGGCCUCAUGGCCAGAGUGCUCCAACGCAGACCUACCAUCAUUACCAGCCAGUUCCUUCCAUAUGUUCAUGAUACAAGAAGGAGGGCUGUGAAUCACCCUCAAUACCCCUCUGUGCUUCAAGCUCUAGAAAUUGAGGACCCAGUUGUGGCCAACUGCCUAAUUGAUCAAAGGGGUAUAGAGUGCAUUCUGCUCAUUAAGAAUCGCACUGAGGCUCGAAGGGUGAUGCAGGGCGCACGCCCCCCUCAAAACUGUGCCCAGGCCUUCUCUGUUGAAGGAGAUCAGAUCUUCACUAACCGUGUUUACACUGCCGACCAGAAUAGAGCCAACUUCCUCUCAAGAGAUGUUGAGGAGGAGAUCAGGCACUUGACGAGGGAGAUAGAGAACAAUCAAGCUCAGGAAGCACGCUUCCAGCAGCAGAUGACAAGGUUAGAUGAAGAAAUCAGACAGAAUGAAACGCUACUGAGAAGAGCCCAAAGGGAGCAGAAGACUGCCGAGGAAAAUGCCAGAAAACUACAAAGGGAGCUGACAGACCUACAGAAUGUGGAAGAGCCUCAAUCAGAGGACCUCAAGCCCCUGGAGGAGGAUCUUGAGGAGAUUGUUACUAAGAUCUCAUCCAAGCGUGCCGAGUACGAUAACGCCCGAACUCAGAUGGCUGAACUCAAGGCCUCCUAUGAGAAGGCAGAGCAGGAGUACAAGCAGCACAAAGAGCGGAUCAGCACCAUUGCUGAGGAAGCCGAUCCAGUCAAGGAGGAGCUGAAUAAGACUGACCAGGACCUGAUGAAAUGCAAGCAUCAUAAGAAACACUAUGAGGAGAAGCGCAGUGCCCAUCUCCAGACCAUCCAGGCUCUGGAAACUAACGUGACAAGCAAGGAGCAGGCAAUUGAGACGUCUGUGGCCAAGGCUACAGAGAUCAGUUCAGAGCGGCUGGAAGUCCGUCGGACAGCCAGGAGUCUGGACAGCGAGAUCAACCGUCUCAAGGUUAAGAUCACUACCCAGCAGGAACAACAGGGGGACCGUGAGGAGGUGGUGAGGCAGUACCAGGAGGCGCUGGGAAAUUACAAAAGCAUGGCACAGCAGGUGAAGAAUCUCAACACCUUCAUCAGAUGUCUGGAAACCGUUAUGACUGAGAGACUCCAAGUUUAUGCAGAGCUCAGGAGGUUCCUCUCAGCCCGCUGUAAAUACUACUUUAACAGCAUGCUGGCCCAGAGAGGCUACACUGGAAGUAUGACGUUUGACCACAAGAAUGAAACCCUCUCCAUUUCAGUGCAGCCAGGACAAGGAAACAAGGCUGACUUGAGUGACAUGCGCUCUCUGUCCGGGGGCGAGCGCUCCUUCUCAACUGUUUGCUUUGUUCUCUCUCUUUGGGCCAUCACAGAGGCCCCUUUCCGCUGCCUUGACGAGUUUGAUGUUUACAUGGACAUGGUGAACAGAAGGAUAUCAAUGGACAUGAUGCUGAAAGUGGCUGAUGGUCAGCGCUACAGACAGUUCAUUUUCCUCACACCGCAAAGCAUGGGUAACCUUCCAGUGAGCAAAAUCAUCAGAAUCCUCCGUCUGAAAGAUCCAGACCGGGGCCAAAACAACACAGAAAGAAAUGAAAAUGAUGACUAGUAAUGUCGCUAGCCUAGUUUAACGUGGAGACACUGGAACAGGCCACAGCAAGGAUGGUUAAAGUUCUGUUAUUAUUAAUUAUUAUUAUCAUUGAUAUACAUAAAAGCAUCGUGAAAGAGA
Messenger RNA from Monopterus albus (swamp eel), 3773 nucleotides. RefSeq names its product structural maintenance of chromosomes protein 6 (gene smc6). Gene Ontology annotation, cellular component: nucleus; site of double-strand break; chromosome. Bases 396 to 3653 code for a protein of 1085 amino acids. Gene Ontology annotation, molecular function: damaged DNA binding; ATP binding; protein binding. The record is from RefSeq and is a predicted model, not a curated record. The transcript has 27 exons. NCBI's taxonomy places the organism in Eukaryota, Metazoa, Chordata, Actinopteri, Synbranchiformes, Synbranchidae. Gene Ontology annotation, biological process: chromosome organization; double-strand break repair via homologous recombination.